Molecule: messenger RNA, 2815 nt
Organism: Meloidogyne enterolobii
Lineage: Eukaryota; Metazoa; Nematoda; Chromadorea; Rhabditida; Meloidogynidae
Source: the annotation of a GenBank genome assembly
CGUUGUAGCCGGAUACAUACCGACGAAUGAGAAUUAUCCUCGGGUGGUGGAAUUAUUACAAUCGCGAUAUGGAGACUCUAGGGCAUUAAAGGAAUCGUUACAAGCAGAAUUGUGUCACCUUGCGCCGGCUAAUGAUUCAGUGAUGGGGCUGAGGAAAUUUCUGGAUACAAUUGAGCGUGUUUGCCGCCAGUUGGGGGAUUAUGGGAUCCAAGACGACUCCUGGAUCAUAUUCACUAUAAAGGAAAAGUUACCCAGAGGAAUAUUGGCCAAACUGAUCGAAAAAGAAAGAAUGGCAAAGCAAGGCUGGAAGGUCGAAACCUGGAGGUCGGAACUUGACAUGCUUAUCUCGGUAAAGGAGGAAGUGCAAAGAUGCACACUCAACAAGGAACCAGAAGGACUGCAGCGAAGGGAUAGACGCCCAUUCCACAACCCUGAGCCUACUCGUUCUUUUCCAGUGGCAAGCCAGCCUAAAAAACCAUGUUGCUCUUUAUGCCAAGGAAAUCAUUAUCCGAGCAAAUGUAUCAAAUAUGGAAAUCCGCAAGCGAGAAAGGACCGCCUAAUUGAACAGAACCGUUGCUUGAAGUGCUUAAGAGAGGGUCACCGAGCCAAUGACUGCCCGAACCGCCGUUGCUGUAGUAAAUGCCAGGGACCGCAUCACUUUUUAGUAUGCUUUUCUCGAGAUGCAAGGAACCACAACAGGCCCAAAUUUGGUGGAUUUAACCAGAGGACGUCCGUUCAGCCCAGUCGACCUACACCAGUUUCUAAGCCAAAACAAUUCACCCAGUCACAUCCAAUCUGGGAAAGGAGAGACCAACCGUAUGCUAUUGAGCGUGGGACAAAAUGCGACGCCAAAUUGCCAGCGCCUAAAGAAAACUCCGUGGUGGCUACAGUAAUGGAUGCUAAGAAUAAACCUACUGCCUACCUGAUGACAAAAAAAUUAAUGGUUAGUGCUAGAGGGCGUAAGGAAAAAAUCCCCGUCUAUGUAUUCUUUGACACGGGAAGCCAGACGAGUUUUGUUUCUCGCCGACUAGUGGAAAAGCUCAACCCGCCUAGAGGCCGCGAAGUUGACCAAUUGGAAAUUCAUGGAUUUGGAGGUGCACUAUCUAACCCGCUAAAAAUUCUAUCGCCUACGUACUUGAUAAAAAUCCAAAGAACCGAUGGGAAUUGGGAAGAAAUGGCUUUAAAUUGCACUGAGGAAAUCGCAACUCCAUUUGAUAUGCUAAAUGUGGACGAGACGUACUUUUCUAAUCAUAAUGAAUUUGAGAUCGUAAGGGAAAAGCCAGAUAUUAUGAUUGGGAUUAGACAAUUUUGGAAAUUCUUUGUGUCAAAAGGGAAAGAAAUAUUGCCUGGUCUUCACUCCAUCCGAACUGUUUUUGGCACGAUGACAGCUGGCGAAACUAACUUUGGCCAUAAUUCUGAUAAAGCGUCCAUGUCUUUGGUAGCAGUACAUUCGAGUAAUGAGGAACACCUUCCAACUCCUAGUGCCGUAGAGGAUUUUUGGAAUCUGGAGUCACUUGGUAUAAAAGAAAAUCCCUCGCAAAAUGAUGAUGAUGUGGCCACAAAGCUCAUUGAAAAAUCGAUUACCGUAACCAAUGAAGGAAGAUAUUCGGUUCGAUGGCCGUGGAAGGAGGAAAAUCCCAAACUGGACUCAAACUUUAAAAUGGCUUAUAGUCGACUCAUGUCCGUUCUUGAGGGCCUCAAAGGAUCGGAUAUAUUGGAAAAAUAUGACACUCAAAUCAAAAAUCAGUUAGCUGAGGGGAUCAUUGAGGAAGCAGACCGGAACCCUAAUGGAUUGGAACAUUAUUUACCCCAUCAUGGUGUUGUGACCCAUAAAUUGCGAAUUGUAUAUGAUGCGAGUGCUCAUCGAAGAGGAAAUCCAUCACUAAACGAGUGCUUAUACCGAGGGCCUGUGCUGUUGCCUGACUUAGCUGGUUUGUUACUACGCUUCCGUUGCCCAAAGUACCCUGUUCUGGCUGAUAUACAAGCUGCUUUCCUGACAAUAGAACUCGAGCCUGAUCAACGCGAAGUUUGCAAAUUCUUAUGGAUGAGGGAUGUAAAGCAACCCGUUUCCUCGACGAACCUAAUUGUUUAUCGCAUAUGUCGGGUAGGAUUUGGGAUUAUCUGCAGCCCAGCGAUCCUUGCAGUGGUCAUCCGCCAUCACCUGGCCAAAAAUGCUAAAUUGGAAAUGGCUAACAAUCUCUAUGUCGAUAAUCUAUUAUUGGAAUGUGAAACCAUAGCGGAGGCAGACACGAAAUGUACCGAAGCGAAAGAAAUAUUUGCCCAAGCAAAAAUGAACUUAAGAGAAUUUAUUUCUCAUUCACCGCAAGUUAUGAACUCAAUCGCGAGCGAUGACCGUUUAAAGGUAGAGCAGUAUGCCAAGGUGUUGGGAAUGAAAUGGCAGCUUGAGUCUGAUGGUAUCCACUUCGAAUUCCCCGGACUAAAAGGAAAUGUACCAUCUCGUCGUUCGAUUUUGAGUGUGUUGGCAAGUGUCUAUGAUCCGAUGGGAUUGGUCUCUCCGUGUCUUCUACCUGCGAAAUGCCUUUUUCAAGACUCUUGGAAUAACGCUAAAGAUUGGGACGAUGUGUUGCCAGACUCUAUUGCCACAAGAUGGAAAGCUAUUUUAACUGAUUGGGACCAAAAGAGCAUCGACGUACCAAGAAAGAUUAUUGUAGAAACGGGGGCUAAUUUGGAACUUCAUACUUUUGUGGGCAAUCCAGGAGAAUUGGGGUCCCUGCGGAAAAAAAGUUUAAAAAUAAGAAAAAGGAGUUUUCUAGUAAAAAAAUAUGCUGAUCACGAAUCUGAACUCAGAUUUUGA